AUGGGUUCUGCUUUGUCUACCGGAUCAUCCCCCUGCCAACCGGCUGCAGUGGCCCCUGCUUUCUCAAAAUCUGGCAAACACAUAUGCUGUGUAUGUAAGGAAACUAAAGCGGCUAGGGACGAAUGUAUCGCACAGAAGGGUGAAGAUCAGUGCAGGCACUUAAUUGAGUUGCACAACCAAUGCCUUCGCAACGAAGGUUUCGAUGUGAAAUGA
Babesia bigemina is the source of this 213-nucleotide messenger RNA. Its product is annotated as cytochrome c oxidase copper chaperone (COX17), putative. Lineage: Eukaryota; Apicomplexa; Aconoidasida; Piroplasmida; Babesiidae. Bases 1 to 213 code for a protein of 70 amino acids. Gene Ontology annotation, cellular component: mitochondrial intermembrane space. The transcript has a single exon. The record is from RefSeq and is a predicted model, not a curated record. Gene Ontology annotation, molecular function: copper ion binding; copper chaperone activity.